UCUUCUAUCACAAGGAGGAUUUCAAAUGUUUCGCAAUAAUUCCUCUGUCUCUCAAUCUGGAUCCUCAAAUCAAAUCGUCUCUUCAGCUUCUCCAGCUUCAGUUCAAAAUGCUGGAAAGGCUUCUGCUGCUGCCUCUGCUUCUGCUCACUCUACGAACAAUGAGAUGAUGGCAUUUUUCGCAAGUCAGUCAAAGGAAAAGCUAGACAUAGCAGCUUCUGUAAUCAACUGUUUGAAUGCUUUUCUUGCAGGGAAGCUUGAUCCACCAAAGUGGAGUCAAGAUGAUUUGUCACAGAUUCAUCCAGAUGAUGUUGAAGAAAUGGAUAUCACCUGGCAAAUGGCAAUGGCGGCAUUCAGAGCUCAAAAGUUUGUGAAGAAAACGGGUAAAAACAGGUGGGGUAACGCUUGGAAUGGAGCUUCUAAAGUGCCCUUCAAUCUUCGCUGUUACAACUGUCAUGAGGAAGGACACUAUGCUAGGAACUGCCCGAAGCCACCCAUGAACAGAGAUCAGAAUCCUACUAUUCCUGCACAACCAGCUACUCCUAAUCGAGAAAGGGCUCUUGUGUCUACUACAAGUAUAGCAGAUGCAGCUGCCUCUGGAAGUCCACAGCCGCAGGGAUUAGCACAAGCGCUGGUGGUGCAGCCAAAUGUCAACUUUGACUGGUCUUCUGAGAUUGAGCGUCUGAACAUAUCAGCUCCAGAUAAUCAAGCUGCAACUUCUAACAUUGCUUUCAUGACCUCAAACGAGCAUGACCCUGAGCCACAGGAAGAGACUGCUGCUGACGAUUUCGCUUUCAUGACUCAAAUCCUGUCAGCACCUGUCAAAGGUCUCACCAAAGAAGAGAUGAUAGCUCAGAAGUAAGAUGUGAUGAUGUUCAUGGGAGUGAACCAGUUAUUGUUUCAAACAUUUCUGAACCUUAUUUUGAAUAUUAUUCUGAACCAACUGAGUCAGACAUUGCUUUUACUAAUUCUUUGUUUGCGUCGUUUUCUGCGUUUGUUUCGUCUUGUGAGCCUGCUGU
Molecule: messenger RNA, 1016 nt
Organism: Helianthus annuus (common sunflower)
Lineage: Eukaryota; Viridiplantae; Streptophyta; Magnoliopsida; Asterales; Asteraceae
Exons: 2
Coding region: 26-859 (277 amino acids)
Molecular function (GO): zinc ion binding; nucleic acid binding
Source: RefSeq, a predicted model, not a curated record